ACCUUUAUGUGCAUAGUGGUGAUAACAAAAAUGUCACAGAUAAGAAACAAUUGACGAGUGAUAUUUCGUAGCGUCGUUUGGUAACAGCACAGCAACCUGUAUUUUGUACAAUGUAAAAAGGACGCACCCUCACGAGAACCAAAAGUUUAUCAUUACGUACAAAGCGUUUUCAGAGUAUACGGUCUCAGUGCAAUGGGCUUAGUUUCUUAUGAAAGUAUAAUUACUAAUUAACGUUGAACAUUAAAAAGGUCAUGUGAACAAGUGAAUGAGUGAAUGGAUUGGUAUAAAAUGUGAUAUUUUGUUGUUUCUAAUGGAUCCAGGUGAUAUUAUACUAGUCACCGCAUGGAUGUGGCUUCUUCCAUUAGUUGUGCAAGCUGGAACCAUAAGGCGAAAGAGGGAAGAAAGGGAUGACAUUAGCCCUUGCCUCACUUAUAAGUUGAAUUCUCUCAUACAUAUCGACUGCACAAAUAGGGACUUGACUGAACUACCUGAUGGACUGAACACAAAUGUCCAGGUUCUGUUGUUGUCAAACAAUGACUUCAUGUCUUUCCCAUCGCAGUUAGAACAAUUUACCCAACUUCAGAUAUUAGACUUCUCAGCCAAUCACUUGAGUACUCCUCUGCCGAGCUACAUGGAACGUCUCCACCAACUGCACACACUCAACCUGUCCAACAACAAUUAUGACGUCUGGAUGACAUCUCAAACCAAGGCCAGGAAAUUAGAUUUGUCAAAGAACAAGAUCAACAACAUAGAAGAAGGAGCAUUUAAUCAAUUUACAGAAUUACGACACCUCGAUUUGUCUGAAAACCGAAUCAGAGAUUUACCACUCACGAUGUUCCAGUCAACAAAAAAUUUGGAAACUCUUCUAUUGUCCAGAAAUUAUUUUUCGGUGAUACCAAAAUUCCAGUCACACUCGCUUAAAAGUUUGCAUUUAAGUAAUUGUCAAAUUUCUGAAAUACAUCAAAAUUCUAUCGGUGAAAUGGUUUCUCUGGUAGAACUGUUUUUGUCUAUGAAUGCAAUCGAAGCGAUACCAGACAAUUUUAGUUCGAAUACACUACAAGAACUAGACUUGAGUUAUAACGAUAUCGAUACAAUUAAUGAUAAUUCUUUCUCAUCCUUACCGCAUUUAGCGGUACUCGACCUGAGAGGAAACAAUUUCAAAGAAGUUUGGUCGACCUCACAUUUCGCCUCAAAUCCGUUUUUGAGGGAAGUCCGUGUAAAGGGCAAUCGAUGGAGCUGUGAAGGGUUUCACUUGAACCUUUUGUUGACCUACGAAUUUUUAACAAAAGAUCCUCCUAAGGUGACAGAUACGGGUUCAUUGAUAUGCUAUUCACCAGCAAACGUCACGCAAAUGAGUUGGCAACAAGCAUAUAUCCGCACGUGGCAUCCCAAUCAAGAAGUUAUAGUGUCGUACACCUCAUUGGCAGUGUUUAUAGGAGUUAUUAUAGGAGUUAUAAUUACGUCAUGUAUUUGUCGUACUCUGAUUCCAUUGAGUUCUCCCGAACCAGUGCAGCAGACUACAGUUCUGAAUGUCAAUGGACCUAACCCACAGCCAACAGCUGAAACAGUGCUCUUAAGGGUUCCUUUGCAUGAAGAAGAUCUACCUCCCAGUUACGAUGAGGCAUUGCUAAUGCCUCGGUUGAAUUCUUCUUUCCACUCAUUGCCUGAUUUCGUCGAAGAAGAAGAAGAAGACAGGCGUCGAUACCGCAGGUCAAGGUCCAUUGGAGAUCUCACAGAGCAGAGACCCAGAACACAUGAUAGACGAUCUACAAGACGUACUUUGCAAAUUAAUACAAACAACAAUGACAAUGAAUUUUAGUUAAAGGUUUUUUAACUUACUUUAAAUUAUACAUUAGUUUUAAUUUUAACUUAAUUGUAAUGAUAUUAUAAUAGU
Molecule: messenger RNA, 1894 nt
Organism: Chilo suppressalis (striped riceborer)
Lineage: Eukaryota; Metazoa; Arthropoda; Insecta; Lepidoptera; Crambidae
Source: the annotation of a GenBank genome assembly